Metarhizium brunneum ARSEF 3297 is the source of this 1767-nucleotide messenger RNA. RefSeq lists its product as uncharacterized. Gene Ontology annotation, molecular function: hydrolase activity, acting on carbon-nitrogen (but not peptide) bonds. NCBI's taxonomy places the organism in Eukaryota, Fungi, Ascomycota, Sordariomycetes, Hypocreales, Clavicipitaceae. The record is from RefSeq and is a predicted model, not a curated record.
AUGCCGCGUCAACCUCAACCCAACGGCAGCAUGUACCCAAUGCCGCUCCCCCGCUGGGGAUUCAUCUUCUCCGUCAUGGCCAUCGCCCUUGCCGUGGCAGUGCGUCUACAGCAGCCCGUGGGCGCCGAGCCCGUCACCUACUGCUACAAGUCUGUCCGAACCCACGACGAGGAGCGAGCUUCAGCGACAUGCUUCUCCGUCCAGGGCGGCGUCUUCAGCCGCGUCUGGAGCCACGACGAGCGCACGCCGGCCAAGUCUGGGGAAUCAUCCAGCGAGACCGUCAUCAACGGCCAUGUGAUGCCCGGGCUGUGGGAUGGACACGGCCACCUCAUGGCGUAUGGCGAAUUCCUCCACUCAGUCGACCUGUUCGGCGCCAAGAGCCUCUCGGAAGCCAAGGCACGCAUCAAGGCCUACAUCAAGAAAAACCCUGGCGUUGGUACAAAAGAUCGCUGGAUACGAGGCGUAGGCUGGGAUCAGGACGUCUACGGCCGCAUGCCAACGGCUGCCGACAUUGAACAUGACCCCGACCUCAAGGGCACCUACAUGAUGCUUGAUCGCAUCGACGUUCACUGCAUAUGGGUGUCGCAAUCCGUUCUGGACCUCCUCCCACCUGACAUACCCGAUAUCCCCGGCGGCGAAAUCAUCCGCGAACCGGGCAUGGGCGUCUUCUGCGACAACGCAAUGGACUACGUGGUAAAGCUUUGGCCCAAGCCCGACGCCAAAAGCAAAGCUGCCGCCGUGAAAACAGCCAUAUCUAAGCUCAACCAAGUCGGGCUAGUGGGCAUGCACGACGCCAGUUCACUACCCGAUGAUAUCAGCAUAUACCGUGACAUGGCCAGCUCGGACGACUGGACACUCCGAGUCUACGGCAUGUACGAAUGCCGCCAAAGGAACACCUUCUGCCCUUCAGAAACCACGCAAAUCGAAAGAGAUGACUCGAAGUUCACCGUCAAAAGCGUCAAACUCUUCGCCGAUGGUGCCCUCGGAAGCUGGGGUUCUGCCAUGAUAUCCCCGUACGCCGACCAUUCGUGGACAUCCGGCUCCCUCCUGGUGAACGCGAGCGCGCUCACGACGCUCACCAAGUCCUGGGCCGCAGCCGGCUACCAAGUCAACAUCCAUGCAAUAGGUGAUCUCGCCAACCGCAACGCCAUAGACGCCUUCGUUGAAGCCCUGAAACAGCAAUGCCCCCUGGCCACCACAGACGCCGACCUGGCCGCCUGCCAGCGCGCUCAUCGCUUCCGCAUCGAGCACGCCCAAAUCAUCCACCCCGAUGACCAGGCCCGCAUGCACUCACUCGGCAUCAUCCCGUCCAUCCAACCAACCCACGCCACGUCGGACAUGAAGUACGCCCUGGAUAGACUCGGUCCUGAGCGCACUGACAACGAGGCCUAUCGCAUGCGGUCUGUGCUUGACAUUCAUCCCAUACUUGGGAGCGAUUUUCCUGUGGAGCCGCCAAAUCCGUUUCAUGGCAUUUAUGCCGCGGUGUCUCGAAAAAACCCCGACACGGGGCUUGGCGUGAAUGGUUCGCAUCAAGGCUGGCACACGGAUGAGGCGCUCAGCCUCGAUCAGGCCCUGUGGGGGUUCACUGGUGCGACAGCAUACGGAGCCUUUUUGGAAGGGAGGGCAGGCCUGAUUAAAGAGGGCGCCUUUGCUGAUUGGCUUGUUUUGGACGAACCAAUCGGGGCCUUGGACAUUGAGAAGUUGCGUACCCUCCAAGUCAGGGAGACUUGGGUUGCUGGAAAGAAAGUAUACGCAAGAGAUGGAUAG